Batrachochytrium dendrobatidis JAM81 is the source of this 726-nucleotide messenger RNA. RefSeq lists its product as uncharacterized. Lineage: Eukaryota; Fungi; Chytridiomycota; Chytridiomycetes; Rhizophydiales. Bases 61 to 573 code for a protein of 170 amino acids. The transcript has a single exon. The record is from RefSeq and is a predicted model, not a curated record.
CGCGCUCCACAAACACAUAGACACGUCUUUACGGUGUUGGGAAAUUAUUGGUACGUGAGCAUGAUGCCCGGGGAUUGUCAAAAAGGAAUGAGAGGAUUGAUUAGAGUCGUCGAAAAUGCUGGUGCUGGUGCUGGUAAUGGUGCUGGCGCUGGUAAUGGUGCUGGUAUGGAGAAUGGCAUGGGCAACGGUAUGGGUAAUGGCAUGGGCAAUGGUAUGGAAAAUGGUAUGGGCAAUGGCAUGGGAAAUGGCAUGGGCAUGGGUAAUGGUAUGGAGAAUGGUAUGGGCAUGGGCAAUGGCAUGGGGUCUAAUGCUACAAACUCGUCACUUGGUAAUCCUGGUGCUGCUCCGUCUCCAACCUCUACUGUCAUUUGUCCAGCUGGAUAUAAACAAGCUCCACCUGGCUCUCCACCACCACCAGUCGAUCCAAAGCACGAUCCAAGUAUUCCAGCCGAGUGUGUCAAAUCAACUCCCUCCUCAUCAUCUAAGCUUGCUGUCAUAAAUCUCGCGAGCUUGAUGAAAAGUGUCGGUAUGUCAUUAUUGGCCACAUCCGUACUCUCAGUUAUUUUUGCAUAAGUUCAAGCUUCGACCAAAUAGUUUUGCAAUGUCUGCACUCAUACAAGUAUUUUUGUCGAUCUUUUCUAUUUAUUAUACUUCUAUUUACAGCCGUAUUCACGUAAAAUGAUACACUAAAUAAGCUAAAAUGCAUAAUAAACGGCCAGUUUCAUG